Molecule: messenger RNA, 8134 nt
Organism: Puntigrus tetrazona (Sumatra barb)
Lineage: Eukaryota; Metazoa; Chordata; Actinopteri; Cypriniformes; Cyprinidae
Gene: pik3r2
Product: phosphoinositide-3-kinase, regulatory subunit 2 (beta)
Exons: 16
Coding region: 844-3024 (726 amino acids)
Biological process (GO): insulin receptor signaling pathway; phosphatidylinositol phosphate biosynthetic process
Cellular component (GO): phosphatidylinositol 3-kinase complex
Molecular function (GO): protein binding; 1-phosphatidylinositol-3-kinase regulator activity
Source: RefSeq, a predicted model, not a curated record
UAAUGCUGUUUAAAACCGUUCAGUUACUUAAAUGUCCCAGUAAUGUUUCCUAAUGGACUACUGGAAGAAUAGCGUAAUUUGAGAUUUAGGUCUACAUUUUUUAUGAACGGGUUUCUACACUACCUCGCCUAACCACAGCGGGAUGGCGCAAUAGGGAGCGCAGGAAUGAUGAACGCUUCACGUGUUCACCGAGAUUUACUCUUUCGGUCGUUUUCGGCUCAUUCCGCUAUUCUCCGUCCCGCUUUCUCCAGCUCGCUCGUGCAGUCCUGUCCUGCUCCGUGCUUUGCUGGAAAAUGGCAGUUCGGCAAGUUGAAAAGAUUCGUGCGGAAUGAAAAGGAAAAAGAAAUCAACCCCGUACUCUGCUGAGGGCGUAGAUGGGAGUUGAACCCCCGAGUCCGGCCGAGUGUUGGGAUCGCACAUUUAUUCGCACGCGCGAAAGAAAACCGUCAACGCGUUUGCAGCGACUCGCCACGGAAUCAUCACGUUACACUGGGAGGAUCGCAUCUUAAGAGGGAAUGUUGAGCAACCUGCUAUAAGACGACACCGGCUGAUGAAGGACUUCAUUCUUUAUUUCUUUUCCGGAGCCUCAAUGAGCAUGCUGCAUUCCCUCUGUUCGAUCAUUUGGUUGAACCGCGGGUUCAAGUUGAGAAAAGUGGCCUGCUCGGCCAACACCGGUCAGGUCUAAACCGUUGCAGCCGCACAUGCCCGUAUACAAGCUCCGGUCAGAAGCGCUUAGCUUUUAACCAAACGUCCCACGGUACGACAUCAUUCGAACCCGCACAAAGUUUCAUCCCCAGUCCGACGCUCUUCUCCCUGGGGUGAUUGUUAGUGCGAACCCUGAAAAUGGCUGCCGAUGGCUUCCAGUACAGAUCUCUGUACUCCUACUCUAAGGACUGGGAGGAUGACAUUGACCUUGAGCCUGGUGAUAUCCUGACGGUCGACAAAGCAUCUCUGCUGUCACUCGGCAUCCAAGAGGGAGAGGAGGAUCGCCCAGAAUGCAUCGGCUGGAUCUUGGGCUUUAACGAGCGAACCAAACAGAGGGGAGACUUUCCAGGGACGUACGUGCAGUAUGUGGGACCUGUGAAAAUGUCAGUGCCGUCCUGCCAGCCUCGUUCUCAGAGACCGCUUCCUGCUGUUCCCAGACCUGAGCCAACAGCCUCCUCCUCGCAGGUUGCUCCAGUCCAGGACUUGACCAAACAGUUCACACACCCGGAAAGCGCUCCUCCUAAUCUUAUUAACUUGGUCGAAGCAAUUGAGCGGACAGGUCUGGACUCUAGGACACUAUACAGGACAUUCACUGCUUCAGCCUCUGACGGACAGAGUCUCGCUGAGCCGCAGGAGUUGGACGUGGGACAGUGGGACACACACGCCCUCUCGGAGGCGCUCAUUCGGUACCUGCAGGAACUUCCUGCCCCCAUCAUCCCUCCCUCUGUUUAUACAGACCUUCAGGCAGCAGUGCAGCUAGAAUCAGACGUCCCGUCGGCGAGGAGACGGGAGAAGCUGCUGCAGGUGCUGGAGAAGCCUGAGGUCCCGCUGCAGAACCUCCUGACGCUGCACUAUUUGCUCAGACACCUGGAGAAGGUCUGCCAGCGCGCCGAGCACAACGGCCUCAACAUUCACACCCUCGGCCAAGUGUUUGGUCCUCUGCUGAUCAGAGGCCCUGCGAGCGGGUCAGAGGAAGAUGAGGGCUUUCCUGCGGUUGCAGUUGAGAGACUUCUUUUGGAGAGAAUUUGGGAACAAGAGCCGACUCCUCCCGCUCUCCCUCCUAAACCGCCCAAAGCCAAAGCCAUGGCCUCAUCUGUGACCAACGGAAACAACAGCUUACUGAGCGAAGCUGAAUGGUACUGGGGAGACAUUUCAAGAGAGGAGGUGAAUGAGAAGAUGAGAGACACUCCUGAUGGCACGUUCCUGGUGCGGGACGCGUCAAGCAAAGUUCAGGGAGAGUAUACCUUGACCCUCAGGAAAGGAGGCAAUAACAAACUGAUCAAGAUUUUUCACCGCGGGGGGAAGUAUGGUUUCUCAGAGCCUCUUACUUUCCUCUCUGUGGUGGAGCUCAUCAACCACUACCGGCAUGAGUCACUGGCCCAGUACAACGCCAAGCUGGACACUCGCCUGCUCUUCCCCGUCUCUAAAUAUCAGCAGGAUCAGGUGGUGAAAGAGGACAGCAUCGAGGCGGUCGGAGAGCAGCUGAAGGUUUAUCACGAGCAGUAUCAAGAGAAGAGUCGUGAAUAUGAUGUACUGUAUGAAGAAUACACGCGCACAUCACAGGAGCUCCAGAUGAAACGAACAGCCAUAGAGGCCUUCAACGAGACCAUCAAGAUCUUUGAGGAGCAGUGCGAGACCCAGGAGCGCCUCAGCAGAGAAAGCAUUGAGAAAUUUCGCAGAGAAGGCAACGACAAGGAGAUUGAGAGAAUUCAGAGCAACUCUGAGAAGCUGAAAUCCAGAGUGACAGAGAUUCAUGACAGCAAGAGUAAGUUGGAACUGGACUUGAAGCGACAAGCUACAGACAAUCGAGAGAUAGACAAGAGGAUGAACAGCUUGAAACCAGACCUCAUACAGCUGAGGAAGCUACGGGACCAAUACCUUGUAUGGUUGACUCAGAAAGGUACCAAACAAAGGAAGAUCAACGACUGGCUCGGUAUAAAGAACGAAUCAGAAGACUUCUAUUCUCUGUUGGAUGACGAUGACGAUCAAGCACAUCACGACGAGUGCUCCUGGUACGUUGGGGAUAUCAAGCGCACACAUGCCGAGGAUCUCCUGAGAGGAAAACGAGACGGCACCUUCCUCAUCAGAGAGAGCCAGACCCAGAAGGGCUCCUUCGCCUGCUCUGUAGUCGUGGAUGGAGAGAUCAAACAUUGUGUGGUUUACAAGACGGCCACUGGUUUUGGAUUUGCUGAGCCCUACAACCUUUACGGUUCCUUGAAAGACUUGGUCCUGCACUACAAACACACCUCUCUGGUCCAGCACAACGACUCACUGAAUGUAACCCUGGCCUACCCGGUCCUCGCACAGCAGCCUAGAUGAGCACCGCGACACGAGACGGCCCAGGACACGCAUAUAAAGCAUGAUUAAGCACAUUAUACGGAGCAAACUAUACUAACACCCAACUUUUAUGUUUAUCGUAGAGAACAGAUAAGCACAGUAUAUUGCCAUAAGUAAACGUACGGCUUUUUUUGUAAGCCCAUAGUUUUCCGUAUCGAUCAAAGUCAGCUGCAGUAAUUAUGGUGAGAUCACAGCUACUCUGUAUUUGUCGUCCCAACGCAAAAGGGGAAAAGUGAGGAGAGGAUAGUGUCACAUGAUUGGGGUCGUAGUCCUGGAUAUUUUCAUUGAGGACACGGGAUGAGGAAUUAAACGAAAAUUGCAGCUGUCGAUAGUAAAUCUUUUAGCUGUUAUGUCACUGUGUAUUUGUUUGGUAGCUCGCUUCUGCCAACCAUAUAGAUUCCUCUUUAUGUGAGUUGUCCUAUAGAAGAUGUGAAACAAGCCUUUAUAUAUAUAUAUAUAUAUAUAUAUAUAUAUAUAUAUAUAUAUAUAUAUAUAUAUAUAUAUAUAUAUAUAUAUAUAUAUAUAUAUAUAUAUAUAUUAAAUCAGGUGUGGUCAAGGGACACUGAAGUCCUUUUAGCUUCUAUUCUGCCUCUUUAAAGCUAGUCGUCAUGGUCAGAAUAAAUAGCCAUCAACAUUUGUGUGCUUUUCUUUGAGAUGUUACACUCAGAGUUGAAAGUCUGGCAUCUUAAUGGUUUCUGUGGGCUGGUAUUGGUGCUUCCUGGUGCUUUAUUUUUGACUCUUGUAAUGUGAGAAUGAUGCAUAGCUAUAGGGAACUGUUAAGAUCCAGAGCAGAACAAAGGUGAUCCCAAAGCAACAGGCACAGGAGCUUCCACUCCCUUAGAAAGGUUUAAAGAGGCAAAGCAGGUUUAUUCAGUGGGCACAAGCAAAAAUGGAACGGAAACCCCUUUGCGAUAUAAACCAGGAUAUGAUUAUAGAUUUUUGAGGAGAUUAUCAGGUGGAACGUGUUAUGUUUGUAAUAGGAAAGGAGUCAUAUGUUUGUUGGGCAUUUUGUAACUGUACACCCCGUAGUGUUUCAUCCUGCGACCUCAGCUUUGCUGUGACCCAUAUAGUCAGAUGAUACACUGUUAUGUACAUCAUACAGUCAGCUGGAUGAAGCAGAACAACAUAUUUUUAAUGAGUGAUCAAAUGCUUUUUAUCAAACAAGAAUCAGAUGUCAAUUUUAUGUUUGCUGACUAAGAAACUGUACUUAAAUGAGACAUGCUUGGAGAGGAAGUGGUGUAAAAGUGCCUUCUGCCCAUGUUUUUUCUUGAGGAGCUUUCCUAUGAUUGGGGCAGUACAGAAUGCUUCACUUCCUAUAUAUAUAUAUAUAUAUAUAUAUAUAUAUAUAUAUAUAUAUAUAUAUAUACUCCUUGAGCCCUACAACCAAGUUAAGCAAGUGCUAAAGUAUAUCAAAUGCUUUCACAGCACAACUAACCAAAUGAGAAAUUAAAAAAAAAAAAGAGGUUCAUCUUAUUAAACGCAUUCUGUUACAUCUUGUCAAAUAAAAAAUGCUUUCUUAUUACAGGUCUAUUAUAAGCAUCAGGAUAAAUAAGAGAGACCGUAUGAUAAAUGAAAGGACCUCUUAUUUGUAGUGUUUAACAUUUACUUUUAAGCUUUUAGUGAGGUUUGGUCUUAACCAGUAUGCACUUUCAUGGAUGUCAUUUCAUUUGAGGUACCUUUUUAACAGCGGAAGUAAUUUCAUUCAUUUUAACGAGGUUGUUUGGGCCUGUUUACACCAAGACGGACAUUCAGUGAGAUGAGCAUUUGAAUUUGAUUAAACCGCUGACUAAAAUUUCAUUAUUUACCGUCUUUCAUGUUGUUUCCAAAUACGUAUGAACUUCUUUAUUCUGUUGAACGCAAAAGAUUUAGAAAAAUGUUUAAAACAAACAUCUGCUGGAAGUCGUUGAAUUUUGAAGUCGAUGACUACCAUUAGCUGUUUUAGUUACUGACAUUUCUUUAAAUAUUAUCUUUUACGUUCAACAGAAGAAAGAAAGUCUUACUCUUAAGAUUAUUGGCUAAAAUAUCUCAUCUGUCACACUGUGAAUAAAGCUGGCCAACCAAUAAGAUUCAGGCUUUUUAGUCAUGUGCCCAGAGCCACUGCUGUUACAUAAAACUGAUUUGGUGGCACUUGGACAAAAGAGCAUCAGGUUUUUCUUGUUUUUGAUUUUACUUUUUUAAAAUGCCACCUACUGUCAUGAAGAGAAAUUGCAUUUUCAUUUAGCCCUUUUCCCUCAUUGGUCUAAAUAGACAAAUUGAAUGCAAAAAUGAAACAGCAUUUUUGUUCCAAUCAAAAAAUUCAUCUUGGUAUAAACGAGCUUUUUUUUUAUUAAAGCUACAUUUUAACUGAAAUGAUUGUUUUUCCUCUAGAAAGCUAGUCAAUUUAAAAAGCAAGUUGGAAUUAAAACUUAAUCAAAACCUAGGAACUUUUAAACCCGAAUCCUUUGCUUUCGACGUCCUCCUUUUAGUUUGAUCCAUUUUCAUUUAUAAAUCUGCCACAGACAUUAACAUGAGGCAGGUUUUUGUUUCGUAAGCUUGCUGGUCGGUAUACUCCGGUUUGUUUUGUCAUUUCAAUAGAAUGAAGUUGUUUUACUAUGAUGGUGUGGAGUGGAGCGAGAACAGAGACACUGGUUAUGAUUCCUUGAAUGUUCUGACCGACUGAAGUCGGGUCAUUGAGAGCACAGAGAAUGAGCCAGAUGUGACGAGUUUGUGUGAGAUAAAGCAGUGGAGUAAAGGCCUCUAAAUGCACUAUACAAGCACAUCAUGAGGUGGUUAUGAGUGACAAUUAAUGAAGCUUGACAGCCUUUAUGAGCAACCGAAAUAGGUUUAGGUACACGUUUUAGUUACAGGCCUGUAGUGUCAGUGUGUUAUGAUCGUGCUGAAGUGGGUCUGUUCUUUUUGAUGUUUUUUCUUUUACUUCUUUUUAAAGAGAGACUAAUUGUAUGUCAAUGUUUUUUUUGUUUUUGUUUUUUUUCCUCAUUGUAAGUAAUGACCUUACAGAUUCAAAGAUAAGCUAGCUUGAAUAUCUCUCUUCCAUUCAGUACAGUUACAAAUGUUUACAGUAUCUAAUUAACCAAAUAGAAGAUGUAUUUUCAGACGUGCUCUGUCUGGUCCUGAAAGGAAUCUGUUAGACGGGGUUUCUUGUCUUUUUUUUUUUUUUUUUUUUUGUGCCUCUGUUGUUUUAAACUUGAAGAUUUUGUUCUUUGUUCACUUUAAACAGUGCUCCCUCACCUCGCAUCGUAUUUUCUUCUGAAUAAAAAGGAAGUUUAAUAUGGUCUUUUAGGUUGCCGCUGUGACCCAGAGCAGAUUUGCCGGCAUAUAGUGUAUUAUUUUCUUUUUUUCUUUUUCAAGUUACAUAAAACAAUAAAAGCCCAAAAGGAAAGGUUAUAAUAAUUAUAGACUGAAUUCUAACUUCUUUCUAUAGUCUUAGUCAAGAGCAAAAACUAAAUUUAGCAGUUCUUUUUUUCCUUUUCAUAGUUCUACAAAACUAUAUACACUGAAAAGUAAGAUACAGCAGGGCCAAAUGUUUAAUAGACUUGUGUUUUAACUUAGUAUAUGAAAUACAUUUUCAUACAUGGUGGUUAUGACAUAAUAAAAGCUUAAUUUAUGUCUCAAUUCUGAAUUUUUGUAGCACUUUUUUUCCAGAAAUGCGAGAUAAAAAGUCUUGUGACUGAGAUGCAUACAUUUUUUUUAGUUACCUUAUUGGAGAAGCUAAAAACAUUUUCAAUUUGAGAUAUAAUUCACAAUUGCAAGAUGUGAAAUGUUAGGUUUUUUUACCCUCAGAAUUGUGGGAUACAGAUGUUUGUCGGUACACGAUCCGGGAUGCCUGCACAAUCCGUCCGCACACUGCACACAGUGACGUAGUAUUAAAAAAAAGCAAUGCUCAAAGAUAAUUCAGUUUUGUGACACUGCACAGUCUGUUCCACGCUUGUGAACCUUUGUACCGCUGUGUUCGAAAUGCCAUACUUGCUUCCUGCCUGCUACCCAGUGCAUACUGCAUACUAUUUUUUCUACGAUAAGCAACAAAUGUUUCAGAGUAGUAUGCUUAAUUGCCACAUAACAAACAAACAUUAAUUCAGCACAACUGUCAAGGUCUGAACAUUUACAUUUUUGCAGUUACGCUAAUCGGAAAAACUGAUAUAUUCUGGUUACAAUAAAUAUGCAAAUAACGAUACAUUCUGUUUACACUAAAAUAGCAGCUUUUUCUUUAGCAAUAGACGUGUAAAGAGUAUUUCAGUGCUGUAGUACAUUACAAAACAAUAUGCAAUAAUAUUGAUUAGACAUGCCAAAUUUAUUGAGAAAAACCUACAGCUAAGCACAUUUAAUAACACUGCAUUAUUAAUUAUUAUUGUAAUAAGGUACUUUAUUUUCUAAAGUUUUUAUUAAAAAUAAAUGACUUUCUGAUCUGGUAUGACAAAAGUGGUUGGCAAGUGCGCAAACGCAUGCAUAGUGUAAGCUACAUUUUAAAAACAUCAAAAUAGACCCGCUGUGAUCUGUUGAAUGAAAAACACAAUGUAGCCUAAAAAAAAAAAAUAAGCCGGCAGUUGUGCAGCCUGGAAGCGUAAUGUUUUCUACUACGUAAUUACGUGUAUGCGCUGAACGGAUUGUGCAGGUGGAGCUCUCACAAUGUUUUUUUCCUUAGAAUUGUUACAUAAAAAUAUUUUUCUUUUUUUGUAUUUUUGUCCCAGAGUGGAAAAAGCUUUCUAUACAUAGCCACUAAUUAUCUUUUACCUCUUUAAACUAAAUAAUACCUUUCUGUUUUGUUUCCCCUGAGCGCUUGAAGUAGUCUGUUGAAGAUAACGCACACCAAAGUGCCAUUAGACAUGGAGGACGGGGAGCACUGUUUGUUACCCAGUACGUUUCUACUGGAUAUGUGUGUGUGUGUGUGUGUGCACAAACUUUAUGUACAUACUUUUAUUUCCUUUUACUACUUCUGUUCUCUCCAAUCUGUUUUUGGGUGCAGAUUUUUCAGUGUACAGUUUGCAUCAGUGUUGUUUGUCUCUCAAACAGGUACACAAGCAUUACAGAGAUAUGGCUCUUUAAUAGGUAGAUGGAAUUAUUUUUAAGACAAUAAAAAGAUAUUGAGUCUAUUGCA